AUGUUCCAGGAGCUAUCUGAAAGUUUGAACACCACAUCGGGUACCACUGGACAAAGGACCCAAAAGGGCAAUAUGUUGAUGGCCAUGAACGUCAAGAUGUUGUUCAUUACAACCAAAAUAUUUUCCUCCCAGCGUGGAUUCAUUAUCAGCCAUGAAUGCUGGAAGUGGAAGGAGGAUGAUGUUACUGUUGAGGAGGUACUAUUCAGGGCAGGGAAGGCUCAUGAUGGCUACUUUACCAACCAGGAUAUAACUGCCCAUGCUGCAAAGACAAUGAAUAUCCUGGAGAAAGACUAUCCUGAUGAGGAUCAUGUUCUCAUUUUUGACAAUGCAAGCACACACCUGAAGAGGGCAGAUGAUGCCUUGUCUGCUUGUAUAAUGCCCAAAGGGCCAUCACCUACAUGGGGGGUCUCCGUCUCAAUAAACUGGUCCUGA
This is a messenger RNA of Suillus subalutaceus, 432 nucleotides long. RefSeq lists its product as uncharacterized. The record is from RefSeq and is a predicted model, not a curated record. The transcript has 3 exons. Bases 1 to 432 code for a protein of 143 amino acids. Lineage: Eukaryota; Fungi; Basidiomycota; Agaricomycetes; Boletales; Suillaceae.